Cylindrotheca closterium is the source of this 1638-nucleotide messenger RNA. Lineage: Eukaryota; Bacillariophyta; Bacillariophyceae; Bacillariales; Bacillariaceae. The record is from the annotation of a GenBank genome assembly.
AUGGUGCGAGGACGAAGUGAAACCCCUACCGGUGAAGGCGGUGGAAGAGGUGCUUCCGCUGGUCCUGGUCCUCGCGGAAGAUCGCAAGAUCGCAGUGGCGGAGGCGCUAAUAAUAAUGCUGGCCUCAUGAAGGGCAAACGACGUCCUCCUCCGCCAGAUGGCAACAGCAAUCUAGGUGGUGGUUCCAGUCAUCAUUCUUCUGCUGGUCAAGGAGCAGGAGGACAACAACAACAACAACAACAAUUCAAAACAAAGAAACAUAAAAUGCCCAAACAAGUUCGCAAAGCAGUCCCCAAAAAGGUUCGCAAGGCGACUGGAAAGGGAUACAAACGGGCCAAAAAGAUGGGUGCCAGACCGGUCAAGAAAUUCCAAAAUACUACCUUGGGACAACGGAUUGCCCCUCCCGAAAAGUGUGGGACCGCCAAGAUUUGUUCGUACAUCUUUGCCGUCUUGUUACUCAUUGCCUCGUCCAUUGGACUGGUCAUUGCCACGGGCAAUGCCGGUGCCUUGGAAAAUUUUGCCAAGGGCGUCUCUCCCGAUUUUGACAUUACCAAUUUGCAAGAUCCCUUUGCCGGUGGUCAAAUUGUCGGCGUUUGGUCGGUCCCCAGCAAGACCGGUCUGGAAAUGGAAAUCUUGAAUGCCCUGGACGAUUCCUGGCAGGCCGUCUUCACCCUCGCCGUGACGGAUUGGGAAUUUGGAUCCCCCGAUGCCCUGUCCUUGACCACGACCCGCGUCGAUCACGAUCCCGAAUGCACCCCCGUCGAUGGCAAAAUCAAAGUCUGCAAUGGUGAUUAUGGAGAGCAACCCUGGAGGGGAUUGGCCACUUGUAUUUUGGAUAGGGAUCGGAACUAUGCCAAUUGCAAUGCCAAAAUGAACGAUUACUAUCUGGGCAAUGGGGAUUUAGACUUGAAACAGUAUACCAUGUGUCAUGAGAUUGGUCACGGUUUUGGAUUGCCUCAUACCGAUGAGGACUUUAACAAUGCGGAUCUUGGCAAUUGUUUGGAUUACACCGAGAACUUUAGUGUGAACAAGUCUCCCGAUGCUUCCAAUUAUGACAAAUUGGUGGAAUUUUAUGGUACAGUGGGCGGUGGUGGUGGUGGUGGUGGUAGGAAUCGACGAGGACGAGGACUGGAAGAAGAAGAAGAAGAAGAAGAAGAAAAGAGUAAUAGUAGUCAACAGGGACGAUAUUUGCGGAAACAUGCCAGCCAUAAGAUUCAGACUACUUCGACAUCUACUUUGGAAGUUCAUCAUUCCAAGUCCAAUGAUACUACUGCUGCUGCUGCUACUUCUGCCAGCACUACUACUGCCAGCACUUUUUCGUUUGAAAUGUCCCAAGAACUCCGACUUGCCAAACAAACGGCCCAACCACCGAUCAUUCUUGCUCCCACUCCGCCGCACAUUUGGGAAAAACGUAAAUUCUUAUUGGAACAAUUUGAAUCCAUUGUGAAGAAUCAUCAAGGAGUAGGAGGGACUGCUUCCAUCUUUGGUAACAGCGACAGUGGUAGUACUUCGGCCCUGCUUGCCAAGUAUGGAUGGAAGGUGACGGAAAAGACCCUGUUUGAAGUGGAACACAUGAUUGACUUGGGAGAUGGUUAUUCUCUGGAGGUACAGAUUUCGGCUUCCGAUUGGGGAGUUUAA